Triticum urartu is the source of this 962-nucleotide messenger RNA. Its product is annotated as small ribosomal subunit protein eS7. Gene Ontology annotation, cellular component: cytosolic small ribosomal subunit; 90S preribosome; ribosome. Lineage: Eukaryota; Viridiplantae; Streptophyta; Magnoliopsida; Poales; Poaceae. Gene Ontology annotation, biological process: translation; ribosomal small subunit biogenesis; rRNA processing. The record is from RefSeq and is a predicted model, not a curated record. Gene Ontology annotation, molecular function: structural constituent of ribosome.
GCGGCCCGGCCACUACACGACCUCCCGUCGGCCCAGUCCACACGGGCUAGGGUUUUAUAAGAGCGCUCUCCGCGAGACUCCCACGCCUCCUCCCAAACCCUAGCGCCGGCGCCUCCACUUCUCUGCUCCCUCGUCUCCUCUCGCGCAGGGCCCGACGAAAGGGAAGCAAGAUGUACACCGCCAGGAAGAAGAUCCAGAAGGACAAGGGCGUCGAGCCCUCCGAGUUCGAGGACACCGUCGCGCAGGCUUUCUUUGACCUGGAGAAUGGCAACCAGGAGCUCAAGAGCGACCUCAAGGACCUGUACAUCAACACUGCAAUCCAGAUGGAUGUUGUUGGGAACAGGAAGGCCGUGGUGAUCCAUGUGCCAUACCGUCUGCGCAAGCCCUUCAGGAAGAUCCAUGUCAGGCUCGUCAGGGAGCUCGAGAAGAAGUUUAGCGGCAAGGAUGUUGUCUUUGUUGCAACAAGAAGGAUCGUGAGGCCACCCAAGAAGGGUUCUGCUGUUCAGCGCCCUCGCACCAGGACCCUGACAGCUGUUCAUGAUGGUAUCUUGGAGGAUGUUGUGUACCCAGCUGAGAUUGUGGGGAAGCGUGUCAGGUACCGUUUGGAUGGUGCCAAGGUCAUCAAGAUCUACUUGGACCCGAAGGAGCGCAACAACACUGAGUACAAGCUGGAGACCUUCUCUGCAGUCUACCGCAGGCUUUGUGGGAAAGACGUUGUCUUUGAGUACCCUGUGACUGAAACUGCCUGAAGAUCCAUGCCUUGAAUGUCCUCCAUUUUCAUAUCUUUCUGAUCCAAAUGUUUUGGUUGAGGUCUCAGUUAGUUGUGCUAUCAAUGUAUUCCAGAAACAUAGUUUUGUUAACGAUCUGGGGUUAGGAAGUUUGAUGGAGAUGGCAAUGAACGUGAACAAUGUUAAAGUUUUGAGCAUUUAAAUUAUGAACCUCUGCUCGUUUAUCUUGUUGCA